Messenger RNA from Rhipicephalus sanguineus (brown dog tick), 6300 nucleotides. Its product is annotated as serine-rich adhesin for platelets. The record is from RefSeq and is a predicted model, not a curated record. Lineage: Eukaryota; Metazoa; Arthropoda; Arachnida; Ixodida; Ixodidae. The coding region runs from base 1 to 6012 and encodes 2003 amino acids. The transcript has 6 exons.
AUGUGCGACAAGUGCGAACUGUCACGCACGGUCUUCAAGCUGCCCAAGACCGGCCCAGCCAACGGCCUCUCUCUCGGCUCGGUGGAGGCUAAGUUGGCAAUCAGCACGAAGAGACCGGCACAAUGCGAAUCGGCCCCCGGGUCCGAGGCCGCAACGGCACACGGUGGCGCCAAGAAGGUGCAGUAUUCGAUCGAAUCCAUCAAGAACACCAACAAGGGUAGCGGUGCCUCGCGCUCACCGAACCACGUCGAGGCGUGCCCGGGACUGCCUCUCCGACUGCAAGUCAAUAGAAGCAGCGACGACGAAGAGGUCGACAAGAGCGAGGAGUUGUCGGACAUCAUCAACUUCUUGAUCGAGACCGACCCCAGGAGGAGUCGGGAGAGCUGCGGAGUUCUCGACGUAUCUUCCGACGACACCGAGCGAUCUUUCUCUCCGCCCGUGCGCCUUUGCGAAAAAGAGCGGGACCAAGCCUGCCCUUUACCGCCGAACGUCAAGACAGACGCGGAAGCCGCCAGUUCAACUCCGCGCUCAACAGAGCGUGCUGAAACUUCGCCGCUCAGCAUCGUUCUACCGGCACCCGACAUUUACGGCUUCAAUUAUCAGCCCGACUACGCCUUCCGCAGAGUCGCGAGCACCCCUAGUCAAGUAAAAGCAACGUCUGCGGAUGCCAAGGGCGAAUUUGAAGUCUCGUUGCGCCUGGUGGGUACAACGCAGGACGCCGAGAUGAGCGAAACUCGCGGCUCCGAAGGAACUGGCGACAUCCCGGUGAACGGGAGCGACCCGCACAGUUUUGAGGCCGCCGAUAAGUGUCAAGUGCCAAGCGCCGCCGAGGCGGAAAUUCGUGAAAAAACAGCCGCAGCGUCACCUCCCGUAAACAACGAUGUCACCGAAAAGAGCGAUAUCGCGAACAAAGGGUGCGCCUUAAGUGACGGCUUAAUAGUAAAGUCCGAUGGUGAUAUCUCCCAAGAAGACGCGUCCGAUAGCCGUCCUGUUGCCGACUCGGCUGUCGUCCGUGGUGGGCCAGUGGAGAGUGCGAAUUGUGAUGACGGGUGCGCCGCCGAUAACGGCACGGCUGCUCUAGACUCGCCCGCUUAUCCGGAUGCAAGGCCACCUUGUGCGGAGGAAGAUAGCCCCGCCGGCCGCAACGGCAGUCGUAACGACGGCGACGCAGACCGUGGCAGCUGCGCUCCGAAAGAGCGGGAACUGCGUACUCCGGCCAAACCGGCUGUUUCGCCAGCUCCGAAUGCGUCUUCCGAGUCGGGUGCGAGUGAACCGCGUCAAGCCGAGCUCGAAGACGUCAAGAAAGGAUCACUGGCAUCGCCCUCGGCAAAGGCCUGUGACGACGUUGACAUCGACGUGGUUUCAGCGCCGCAGGAGUGCUCUGAGCUAACGUUGCCAGAUGACCACAAGAAAGCAUGUGACAGUGACGCUGAGUCUGACAGUACGGAAGCGCUGCAGUGGUCUCCGGGCCGGGCCUCGCGUUCAAAUAGCGCGGAGUACACGCGAGAGGGGUGCGGUGCGACUGUGGACGCCGCCGGCGACGAGGCGUCUGACAACGUGGUCGCUUCCGCAGCGGGUUCAAGCAGUGAUCCGGUCGUGGAAGUCAAGCAAGAGGAUGCCUCUUCGCUGCUGAACGGCACGGAUGAUCUGGAAUGCAGUGAGCAGAACGAGGAGUCAAUCGCGUCAGCAUGCACCCGCGCUCUGUCUCCCUCUGACCGUGGCUUAGACAAUCUCAUCAGCGUGUUCACCACAGUCGAAGAGGGCAAGAUUGUCAGCGUUGACUGCAAGAAGUUCCGCAAGAGGGGCCGUCCUGUGGGAGCGAAGAGAAGGAACGCACUCAAGCGAGCACAAAUGGCCUCCAUCGACAUGGCGCCGCCAGACGACGUCGAGUUCACGGUCAAGCAAUUGCUGCGUGACGUCGUUGAUGGAAUCGCGAUUACUGGCGGCGAGGUACCAUCUAAGCUGUCGGAAGCCAACUUGAAGGACGUUAUAAGCAGCUUCUGCGAGUCCAACGGCUUUAGUCGCCAAGAUUUUGCUGGGGACGAUGAGGAGAUCUGUUUCGGCAGCGUGCUCCGCGAUGACCACUCUGACGCAACCGGAGGAGCUGUCAAGAGACGACGUCGCGGGAGUUCCGACCACGGUUCCUCCUCGGAACAGGGUUCGCAAACUCCCAGGUCCGGAGGCAACGGCCCUACUUCCAAGCGUUACAAGAAGCGCGAGACGGUGCCCACUAAGCGGAUGCUCACCAGGAGUCAGUGGCGGCGCUCCUGCUACCAGAAGGAGCAGCAGCAGGACGGUGCCGCCACCGACCAUCCGGACAACGGGCUACUCGUGCUGCGGGACGGUGCCGAGUCGCUUCCGGACGCAAAGCGUCGGCGGCGGUCCGUCGAUCUCGCGUCAGACAUGGACAGUUCAAACACGGAAUCGUCCGCAGACGUCCCCAGCUUGGCGUGUGGUGCUUCUCAGGACAUGGACCUGUCGCUGCCUGCCGACGAGGCGGCAUCGUCCGGUGCCGCUGACGAACUUCGAGCGAACCCCGGUGGAAGUGAUGCCGUGAAAUGUGAUGGUGAACCGCGUGUACUUAUGGGGGCAAGAGUUUGCUCCGCGCCGGUAAAUUCCAGUAUUUAUUUAUCAUCCUCCGAACCGCCCAAACUGGGAUAUAUGGAGCCGAGUGUGACGACGGCGCCCCGCGAACUUAGCCCCUUAGCGAGUGCGCGAGCCGGAGGAGGCUGUGUUAGUGACUGUGAAAAAGUGUCUGUGCCACGCGAUGCCCUAGAGUCUGGUGCCCGUGGUCGUAGUCAUUCGCAAGGACGACGAAAGCAGCAGUCGCCUCAGUACGGCUUCGUUGGUGAACGUGCUUGUGCUGGUGGUGGUGAUCACGACGAGAACGACGAUGACGGCGAGUCGCAACUGGUGAUCUGUGAUACGGACGAUUCGUGCCCCGACGCGCCGCCGUCUGGCGCGUCAAGUGCGCGAGGCGACAGUGCUGCAGACAAGGUGCGCGCAGCCUCGCACGCGGGCGAGGUGGACGCCUAUUCCGGUGUGCGUGAGUCGCGUCAACGGCGGUCGCCCCAUCGUCGUUUGCGCGGUGCCUCUCCGGCUGCGAACACGACGCAGCAGCGCCUUGGUGGUGGUGGUGCAGAGUGCGAGUCCGGGAAGGCGGCCGUUGAUACUGGUGUCGUUUGUAUUGAUGACGACGAAGGGGACAACAUAAGGACACCAGAGGCAACCGUCGGCGCUGCCGGCGUCGCCGCGGAAGGCUCCUCUCGAGCAGUGUUCGAGGUUCUUCGGCAGCUCCGAACCCUUCCGACAGAUCCGGCGCCCCUGGUGAGGGCGUCCAUCCGGCGACCACGUCCCCUUCCGGAGCUACUAAUCGAAAAAACGGCAUCUUCAUCGUCUGGCCACCAUGUGCCGGGGUCGUCGUCAUCGUCGCUGUACCCGUGGCCGGCAUCGCUGUCCACGCCGCCUUCCGGAACCGAGUCUCCGGACGUUGUCGUGGUCAAGGAGGAGCCCAACGACCUGUCUGUCUCUGGCCGGACGGCAAACCUCCCACAGCAGCAGCAUCACCAGUCGGGCUUGGAACCGCUCGAUUUAUCGGUGAAAGAGCAAUCGUUUCGAGCGAAAGCGGACAUUCCUGUGGGCAAGGUGCAACCGCAAAUGGCCACUACUAGUCAGUCUGCGUCACAGGAGGCGACGGCCAACUCUCCCAUUAACUACUCAUCAUCGGCUCGACACGUCGCGCCGCCACACGCUGAGGAAGACACCCGCUCCAAGGAACGCGAAAGGCGCGGAGCCCACGGCUCCGACAGCAAUUCCAGCAACGGAUCCCAAGGCGGCGCGGGUACCUCAAGCACCUCCGAGCCGCCCUCGGACUCUAUUCUGCAGCGUCUGCUGCUGGACCCUAGUCGAAAACCAAAGGAAAGCGAUUCUAGCGCCGCCUCAUCUCCCGUCCAGGUCAUUCUUGAGUCACGCAAUGCCCGCGGCUCGGCCGAACCGACCAAAGACUCUGCCAAACGAGGACGCGACGCGGACAUCGUCAAUGAAGCCAAGUCUCUCCUGAACGCACGCCUCACGGCGAGGCAUCAGGAACAGCAGCUGCAACAGCAUCACCACCUACAGCAGCAGCAACAACUACAGCAGCAGCAUCAACAGCAACAACAGUCACCAUUGGGCAAGACGUCUAACAUGGCUUCCGUGCCGCCCAUGAGCUUUCCGGAAAACAACCUCGGCAUGAGUACGCUCGAGUCGAAGAUAGUGGAGCUCAAAAAGCAGAUCCACCAUCUCACCAUCUUGGCCACGUACAAGGAGAAAGAGCUUGCGUGCAUCAGCAGCUUGCGGACAGCCAAAGAAGAUGCCCUAAAGCAACUCGAGAGCAAGUAUCCGGGAAUAUGCUCCGUCAUCAGUGCUUUCGGUACCGAGUCCGGCUCUGGCGAAUCCAGUGAUAGCCCGGGUUUCACGGACGUGCCGAGCAUCGUGGCGCAGGCUGCCACCGCUACCGCGGAUCUGACAUCGAUGGGUGUCAGCUUGCCGACCGAGACCGAUUCGCAUCUUCUUAAGAAGCCGGCCGUGCAGUCGCAGCAGCAGACGCAGCAUUCCCCUGCUUUGCCCAUCCCUCUCCUCGCCGGUACCCCGGCGCCUCAUCGCCUACGGGCAAACUCAGCCUCCGAGCGCGACUCUCCCGGCCGAGGUCUCAUGCCGUAUGACAGAAACGGUGCCGCAUCAGGUGCGCCUCCUUCGGCGUCUACGGCGCGCUCCUCAGUCUCACCUCGUGGCGGCGACAACAGACCGCCGAGGCCUGUGCCAUCAGCGGUACCUUCCAAAUCAGCCUUCAGCGUCCCGUCGGCAUCAUCAUCGUCGUCGUCGUCCUCUUCCUCAUCCUCCUCAACUGCUGCCGCUGCCGCUGCGGCUGCUGCCUCGAGUCAGAGGGCCCCCAGGCUGUUGCUUCCCAAAGGGCCAAUGCCUUCUGCGACUCCGAAUGCCGCUGUUCCGGUUGCUCAAACGCCCACAUCACGGGGACUUAGCAGCAUGGUUUCCCCAUCCGCCGCCGCUGCUGCAGCCGCUGUGUCGAGCUGGUGGAACGCUCCGAAUGGUGCGCCUCUUUCCUUGACAGCCGGCCUACCUCAUCACCUGCAGCGCGACGCCCUACGGGAAUACGCUUCGUCCUCAUCGACUGCUGCGCUCCUUAAGGCCGCUUCUGUGCCCAGUUCCCUCACCAAGUCGCACAGCAGCGCCGCCGGAAGCAUAUCAUCUCUGUCAAGGUCCGACACGUUGGCUGGCCUAGCCAGCGAUAUGUCAAGAACCGCUCACCACCGGCGUCUCGCCGAAGCGGCAGCGGCGUCGAGGCCAGAGGACACCAGGGACGUGGCUGCCGAAUUGGCCCGACAACAGGAGGAAUUUAAUUUAGCCCUCGGGUCUGGCGGAUCGCUCGCCGGCGUCAACGCAGCUGCUGCGGCGGCGGCUGCCGCGGCUGCUGGCGCGUACCCAUUGGGCCGUGCCGGUCUAUCUGCUGCCGCCAGCAUGUACAACCAGGCCAUGGCGUACAGCUUGUACCAGCAGCUUCGCGUCAACAAGGAGGCCGCGCUAGCGCAGGCCGAGGCGUCCGCGCUCCUUGAGAAGAUGAAGCAGCAGAACAUGCCUAGUCAGCAGCAGCAGCAGCAGCAGCAGCAGCAGCAGCAACAACAACAGCAACAGCAGCAGCAGCUAUACCAGAAAGCGCUGCUCGAGCAAGCCACCAAAAACAGGCCCACUGCCUGGGAGCACAUCAGUCACCUACUGCAGAAGGAGAGUCCGGCCAACAUGCAGGCAGGCCUGCCCACCGAGCUGCUCUCGCUUCAACCAAAGCUUUCGGCGCCCGAGAUGUCCUGGCUCCAAGCGGGGCUGGUCUGCGUCAACUGCGGGGACCCGCGAGUCAAGUUUGUCUGCAGCUGCUGCAGGACGCAGACCUUCUGCAGCGAGCAGUGUCAGGCGAAGCUCUGGAGCAAGUUGAAGACACAACCUUCUUCGAAGAAUUGAAGGGUUCACCAGAAGAAAGGGCUUUCGUUCAGCUUAAUUAUCACUGUUUUUGUUGUUUUGUCCUUUUUUUCUCUCUUUCAUUCUCUUGUGACUCGGGGAAGUUUUUUUUUUUUUCUCGGCAACGCGUGUCGCUCAUCUGUCUUUCAUAUUUUUUGAUGGACGAGCUCAUUUUGUACGAUACCACAUUUCUGGCACCUGUCUAUAGGUGGGCUCAUUGUUUUCUCUCUCUUUCUCCUUUUUCUCCAAAUUUCCUAAUAAAGUUAAGUUUUCGCAGCAUGGGCUGCUGUA